GUAAAGUUUAGCUUCGUUCAAUGGGGGGCUCAUACGAUCGCCCCCAGGACUUGCAAGCUUGGAAGUGCAAUCGGCUUUGCCGCCAAAUUCAACGCUUAUGCCCUAAUUAAUCGAGAGAAAACAGAAAAAUGCAGAUUCAAGUUAAGUGUAGUUGCGGAGAAGAGAAUUGCCCAGAAUGGGCAAUUGUAGAAUUGCAGGGCGUCGUUGAAGCUCAGUCUGCCUUCCAAGAUCGCUUGCAAAACCUCGAAAUCGGACAACUUUGUCGCCCUUCUUCUCAGGAAAUCUACACUUUUACUGUUGGGUAUCACGAAUUGAUGGGGUCAAAAGUGCCCCUGAAGAAGCCAUUGUUGGUAUUGAAAAAAAUGAAAGAUUUAGGUGCUAAAGGGAACAAUGAACAUGAGUCGUCGAGGGUAGAAUUGGAAGUCAUUGGAAUCAUUCGGCACCGGAUUUUAUUCAAGACCAGACCAAAGGCGCUAAUAUCCAGACCACAACCAAUAAUGAAGGAGAGAGUCAGCGUGCCAGGCUCCAUUUUUCCCAAUCAAAUAGGAUGAAACUCAACUUUGGGGCUUUCUGAGUGUUGGAGUUGAAUUCUUAGCCAGCAAACUUGGAUUCCAUUGUUGUGUUCUAGUCACCUUUGUUUCUGUGAUAUUUGCCAAAAGUAACUGCUACUUCUUUAUUGUCUGAAUGAUGUACACGGGAGCUUGAAAUUUCAGGUUUUGUACAUAUCAUUAAAGAUUAUUGCAAGUGGCAGUUUGGACCUCUGCAUUGUUGAAGGCUCUAUUCUUGUUUCCUGUAUUUUAUUUUAUUUUAUUUUAUUUUUUUGUUAGUUACUAAUUGUGUUUUGAAUACACAAA
Molecule: messenger RNA, 854 nt
Organism: Cornus florida
Lineage: Eukaryota; Viridiplantae; Streptophyta; Magnoliopsida; Cornales; Cornaceae
Exons: 4
Coding region: 129-551 (140 amino acids)
Biological process (GO): mitotic sister chromatid cohesion
Cellular component (GO): Ctf18 RFC-like complex
Source: RefSeq, a predicted model, not a curated record